AUAAGAGUCAUUCAUAAAACUCGCUUUGUCCAGUACUGGCCUCCUGUGAAAAGAACACAACUCUCCUUGAAACAGUAGGCAUUUUUACUCAAUAGAAUAUCAACUCGUGGAAAUAUCAGAUGGUAAACAUGAUGUGAAAAUUGGGCAGCCGUCUCUCGCUCACGCGUGGACGGUGGCCUUAAUAAAUCCAGUCACAAUGUUUAAAAAGGUUUUUAUAACUGUGUUCAUCUCAUUUUUUACGGUGUGGUAUAAAUUCGCUGAAGGCAGRUGCUUUGACCCUAACCAUAUAGAGGUCUGCAAUGACGUUGGAACCAAAUGUUCCUGCCGACCAUGYCUCAGCUGCCCYCCAGGAUUUGGYCAGAAUUACGAAUGUGGAGGGAGAUCCAUUAAGACAUCGCAGAAGUUGAAGUGUGUGCAUUGUGURGUAGGGACAACAUACAGUGAUACAAACAGUUCAGCCAUGUGCCGUCCCUGCCCACAAUGCCAUGGCCAUGUAAUGCUUAGACCCUGUACAAGUGUUACGCCAACUAAGUGCAGUCCUGAUAUUUGUGAUGAGGGGUUCGUGUGGAAUGAUGUCGUUGAGAUAUGUGAACCUGGUCAAGCGCCCAUUACUACACCUACGCCAGCUACUACUACUACAACAGCCACACCAGUAUCAACACCAUCUACACAUUCUCCUACAAGCCAAGCUGUCACUCAAAGAGCCAACCCAUCACGCAAAACAAGCCCACAGAAAACAGCUUCAACCAACCAACCAAAUGAUGAGUCUGUACUGUCUUCCAAUUCCAAGUCAUCUACAGAGCACAAAGAGAAGAUCGAUAUGAUUUGGAUUGUUGUCUUGGUCAUAGGGAUAGUGCUGGUUUUGGCAGCCAUCUCAACCGGUGUCUACUGCAGCUGGAAAAAAAGUAAAAAAUGCAAAAGGUGUAUGAACUUUUGUAAAUCAGUGGAAGAGGGUGAAAAAGAAGAGAAAAUUGCACUCAACAAUAUGCGGGAUUCUCCUCCAGUGCAGCGUAAUGAUGCCAAUGCCCAACCUGUACCAGUCCUAGAAGAGACUUGGCCAAGUGGAUACCUGUUGAAAGCUGUACCUUACAACCUACAGGAACAAAUUAUAAUUGCCAUCUCAAACGUAAAUCCACCACUCCAAGUGGGCUGGAAGGAGAUUGGUCAGGAACUGGGACUUGACAGGCAAGCAUUGGAUGGAAUUGAAAGUUUCGCGAGCCAUUUAAGAGGCUCACAAUUGCUUGAGGUGUUGGGAACUCGAAAGCCAACUCUCACUUUAACUGACUUUGUUAAAGCUGUCAUCAAGGUUAAAAGGAAUGACCUUGUUGAGAGUAUAAAGCAGUUUUUUCUUCAAAAUAAUGCCAUAGGAAAUGACUGAAUUGCAUGCAAAUAGUGACAAUGCAAUAGGACAAAAUCCCAUGGAUCAAUAAAGAGUCCAAUGCGAGCCUUAAUUCACAGUUAAAAGCACAGUCCAAUGAGGAUGCCUGCAUGGGUCAUGAUGAAAAUCAAACAUUUGUAGAGUAAACAUAUUAUCUAUUGUAUCUAAAAUUAUAUUUGUAACAUUAAAAUGUUAUUGAAAUGUUUUAUCCUCACACUUGCAUCUAUAUUGGGCAGUGCUUUGAACUGUGAAUAAGGCUUCUUAGAGAUACAAUUGAUACUUUGUGCAAGAGAUUACCUUGGUAUUUCAUUUAACUUUGUAUAAUAUAUUAUUCUUGCAUAUACUGAAUAUAAUGUAUGGUUAAAUUAGCAUAAUUAUUGCAUCUAUUGUAGACUUGGGUGCAUGCAUGCGCAUCCCAAUAACAAUCAGCAUGUGCCUGGAUAUAAUUUCAAUUUUUAUGCAUUUUUUAGCAUGAAUUGGUAAAAUUUGGUUGACCUAUAUUUGGAUUAUUAAUACAUCCCCAAAAGCAUUUAAAAAUAUUUAACUGUAUAUAAUAUGACUUCAUGGCUAAUGCCAGUCGUCAAUAAUGUUGUUCACUCAUAGUACCCUAUUGUUAUGAGUACCUUAGAGUUGGGAGUGAAAUUUUGACAAUAUAUUCAGAAAGUCAUGCAUUUAAUUCAAUUUUGGGCUUGGUUGUUCAAAAAUUAAUAAGUGCUAAUCCUAGCUUUGCUCUUAAAAAUAUAGUUAUAAGAAGUUAACCCUUGAUUAACGCUAUAAUCAGGCUUUGAACAACUGAGCCCAGGAGCGUUGAGUGAAAGUCAGUCUUUUAGAAGUCAGAUUUCUACUUCUUGGUUACAAAUUAAUGCUCUAUAAUUAUUUAUAAUAAUUGAUUGAAAUUAGAAGUAAUUUAGGAAUAAUUAGUGGCACUUAAGUAGAAUCUCUGCACAGUUAUUAUUGUGUCAUUAAGUUUCAAUUUGUAAAUAUCUGUAAAUAGACCCCUUUUUAACUGUGAUGUUACCCACAAUCCACCCUUAUAUGUCUUAUGCUCUUGAUUUUUGGAGAACCUUUGAACAACAGCUGUAUUUAUGCUUAUAUGUGGCAUUUUUAGAUUUAGCAGAGCAAAAGUCUUUAUUAGAGGCAUUUGUAUUAGUUAGUUUUAUAUAAGAUUGUAAAUAAAUGAGUGUUAUAUAGAUUGUGAAA
This is a messenger RNA of Exaiptasia diaphana, 2578 nucleotides long. Its product is annotated as tumor necrosis factor receptor superfamily member 16. The coding region runs from base 197 to 1378 and encodes 393 amino acids. Gene Ontology annotation, molecular function: protein binding. NCBI's taxonomy places the organism in Eukaryota, Metazoa, Cnidaria, Anthozoa, Actiniaria, Aiptasiidae. Gene Ontology annotation, biological process: signal transduction. The record is from RefSeq and is a predicted model, not a curated record. The transcript has 3 exons.